CGUCAACCUCUGCUGGCAAAUGCGGGACACACUCCAGUUCCUGUUCCUUUGUGAGGGAACUUUAUGAAAUGCUACAACUUUCCAGAAAUUCCUCAAGUCCCCUGAUUAUCUCAAUCCGCUUCUCCGCCCAGAUUGAUCAACUUUUCGACGGUGCACCUACUCUCGCUCCAGCAAUCGGCAUGCAACGGUACCUUAGAAAUGCCGCCACAAUCAGAGAGCUUCAAGCGCGCCUUGGCCAGAUUCCAAAGCGAGGUUGGACCAAAACGCGCCCAGGAAUUUUCCAACUGUUCACUGCAAAAUGUCCACUUGUUGAUGAAGCAGAUUCAAGACAAACAAGGCAAAAAUCGGGAAUUGCGCGCUUUCAAGCUUCUUGAAUCCUUCCUUGAGGCCAUGAAGGAGCUCGGCAAAGUCAUUGAGGUCUUUACUAACACGACUGUGUUUCUGUGCUAUGUCUGGGGACCCAUCAAGUUCGUGCUUAUGGCCGCCAGCACCCACCUUCAAUCACUUGAAAGAUUGCUGGAUAUGUACAGUGAUAUCGAAGAGAAUCUCGCCGGCUUGCUGCAUUAUGAGGCAACAUUCGAGCGCAACACACGCCUCGCAUCUGUUCUCGAAGAUUAUUACUUGGACGUGCUUAAUUUCCAUAAGGAGGCCCUUGCUGUGUUUGACCGAAACCGAGCCCUUACGAGACGUAAGGAGAUCUUGAACAGCGAAAAGCUAUCCGCUUCUCUUGACCAGAUAAUCAAGUUGCGAGCCGCGAUCCGCGAAGUAUACACCAGCCAAAAGCAGGUAGCAGAUAAGCAAGAAGAAGAGACGCACAAAGAGCGGAAGAAAGCAAUCAUGGGGAGGUUGUCCAUCCCAGACUACCAGUCUGACUACCGAUUCUUCAUUGAUUGCAGAGACGACUCGAACGACACGCUGGGAACUUCUUCAGGAACGUGGAUUUUCGAUAAUCCCAUAUUUCAGGCCUGGCAUCUCGGUGAUGCUUCUGGAAAACGAGUCCUCUACAUACACGGAAGGCCAGGUGGAGGGAAAUCAACGCUCAUGGCCACGGUAAUAGAAUGGCUUUCGAAGGACAUGAGACCAGAUGUUGCUCUCGCUUUCUUUUACUUUCGCCACCAAAACGCAGACAAAGACAAUCUCAACAGUCUGCUCCGAGCGCUUCUUGGACAGCUCUACGAUCGAGAUCCCGUUCUAGCCGCCCACAUUGAAAUGGAGACAUCGAAGCAUGAUGGACUUCGCUCGCAAGUAUUACAGGAGCUCGUAAGCACCGCAGUAGGAACCUAUGCUACAACUUACCUCGUCCUAGACGGGCUGGAUGAAUGUGCAAAUGACGAGGAAGAGAAGGCGAUCAAAUGGCUGCUGGCGCUCUGCAAGCGUUCCCCUGGACUACGACUUCUUUUUUCGGGCCAGCGAGAUGGCGUGCUAGACCAUCUUCUCAGAUCAUCCAAGUCAGCGCAUUCAAUUCUCCUCGACACAACACCUGGCCAUGUUGGAAAUAUCAAAGACUAUUGCCAAAGCCUUGCAAGGGACAUACAGACCGAAUUUGAGAAUGAGCUGGAACCAUCGUUGGAGCAAAAGAUAGUAGAUCUAGUUUCUGGAAAAGCUGAUGGCAUGUUUCUCUAUGCAAAGCUAGUUCUCGAGCAUCUUCUUGGCCUAUCGUCUAUCGCCGAACUAAAGCAAGAGUUGCAACCUGGGGUCUUUCCGGCGAGCUUAGAGGAAGCAUACGAAAAAUUGGAACAUCGCUUGCAGAAGGACUCCUCAAGGGCCAAAAGCAAGUGGAAAGCAGCGAUCAGAAUUUUGAGCUAUGUGGUCUGUUGCAAGCGGACCCUCUUUUGGAGGGAAAUCCAGUCUCUCUUCUCUAUCGACAAGUUAACUGGAGAAGUAGACUACGAUCGCCGUCCUGUCAAGAGCUACAAGCAGCUCUGUGGCUCUUUCCUGGACUCGCACACUGUCAACAAAGACUACACCGGCCCCGAGGACGAGGUCCACCUGGUACAUGAAACAGCCCGCGAAUUCUUAAUACGGAGACAAAUCGUGAACACCACGCGAGUGCACUUGGAACUCUCGAUUUUUUGCUCCCAGUAUCUUUUAUCUCCACCCUUCGCGUCGGGGAUUGCGGAGGAUGAUGUCAUGUCAUACGCUAGAAGGGGCUCAUACGCCUUACAGGACUACGCAGCGCAGUACUGGCUCGACCAUCUCCGGGAAAGCAUCAAGGCUUCUGGCACGCUACAGAGCGCUGGUCGUCAAGAGGCCAUACAAUGGGCUUAUCGCUUUCUCCAAUCAUACGGAGACCAUGCAAAGAUGUCGACUCUCGAUGAUGCCGGUGGGUUUCCAAGCGUGGAUCAGGUGGCCGGCCGCAUUCCGGAGCACGGUGGCGAGCGAAACAGUUACUUCAACAUCGAAGAAAGAACUGAGGCCAUCCGACAGGCUAUCGGAAAGUUGGACGAACAGACACUCACCUCUAGGGAGACGAAGAUUCUUAGUCAGCUUCAAGGGCCGCUGAACGUGCACAAAUGUUCGAAACCGUGGUGCAAGUUCUUCAAGGGCAACCUGCAAACACCGGAAGUACGAGAAAAGCACAUCAGUCACUACGAGCGUCUGUUUCGUUGUACGGUUGAAAGCUGUCCGAUGUCCACCGUUGGGUAUAGCUCCUCUGCCGAACUUCGAAAACAUAUUUCCAAGGACCACAAACAGAGUAGUAAUCGGAAUCGCUUCCCGAAACUUGCUACAUUUGGCUUACUCGACGACGUGAACGAGAGUCCCGACGCUGUGGACGAGAGUCUCGACGACGUGGACAAGAAUCCCGAAUUCAGGGAUCUCAUGUCGGCAUCAAGAAGAGGAGAUACGAGUACUAUAGACGACCUACUCGGGGCCCGAACAGCAAAGGAAGCGCGGCAAAUGGUCAACAGAAAAGACAAAUCAACGGGCGAAGCACCUCUCCUUAUUGCCGCCGAAAAUGGACAUGCUCGGACGUGCAGAGCUCUCUUGGAAUGGGGGGCGGAUGCGCACUCCAUGUCACUCAUAGGGACUACACCGCUCCUCACAGCUGCGAAAGUCGUAGAGGAACAGACAUCUUUUGACAUCUGUUCUGCUCUGAUCGAAUAUGGAGCACGCGUUGACGCAGAUAACGCAAAUAACGCUCAUCGUGAUACAGCUGUCCACCUUGCAGUUGCCCGUGGACAUAUUUCGACAGUCGACUUGCUUCUUGAAAUAGGAGUGGACAUCCUGGAGUUGGUUAUCAAAAGUCGGGAAUUCAGGCAUCUUCUUAAAGAGUUGUUGGACUAUCCCAAGUUGGAAAUUAGCGCAUCCGAAUGGUAUGACCUGGUUUCGAGAAUCAAGGGCAAGGUGGUAGGUCUCGAUGAAGAGACCAAGGAUGCUAUUGACGGAUUUAAACCCAAGGAAUAG
This is a messenger RNA of Neurospora tetraspora, 3405 nucleotides long. RefSeq lists its product as uncharacterized. The transcript is spliced from 9 exons. Gene Ontology annotation, molecular function: ATP hydrolysis activity; protein binding. Bases 199 to 3405 code for a protein of 1068 amino acids. The record is from RefSeq and is a predicted model, not a curated record. Lineage: Eukaryota; Fungi; Ascomycota; Sordariomycetes; Sordariales; Sordariaceae.